Molecule: messenger RNA, 431 nt
Organism: Anneissia japonica
Lineage: Eukaryota; Metazoa; Echinodermata; Crinoidea; Comatulida; Comatulidae
Product: tyrosine-protein kinase Src64B-like
Exons: 2
Biological process (GO): cell surface receptor protein tyrosine kinase signaling pathway; positive regulation of kinase activity; multicellular organism development
Cellular component (GO): signaling receptor complex
Molecular function (GO): transmembrane receptor protein tyrosine kinase activity; ATP binding
Source: RefSeq, a predicted model, not a curated record
CAUUACGUCUCUUCUUUGAAAUAUUAUCACGGUGAUUUGGCAGCCAGAAACGUUCUCGUAGGUAAAAAUCUGGCCGUGAAGAUAUGUGACUUCGGCUUAGCUGCAGAUAUCUACCAAAAGGGAUACGAUCGCAUGGCACCGGGAAAGAAACGGCCAUACAAGUGGUCUAGCUUAGAGACCAUUUUAGAGGGAAUAUGCACAAUCAAAAGUGACGUCUGGUCAUAUGGAGUAGUCCUUUACGAAGUGUUCACUCUCGGUGCUGUUCCUUAUCCUCACACAGAUGCCCAGACGCUUAUUGAACAGCUCAAGGCAGGAACACGACUUCCAAAGCCAACAGAUUGCUUGAAUGAAGUGUAAGGUUUAUUUAAACACAGCUCUUGAUACUGAUUAGCAAUGAUUUAUUGGUGAACCUAAGUGCUCUUAUCAUGUGU